Molecule: messenger RNA, 2897 nt
Organism: Spodoptera exigua (beet armyworm)
Lineage: Eukaryota; Metazoa; Arthropoda; Insecta; Lepidoptera; Noctuidae
Source: the annotation of a GenBank genome assembly
CUCCAUUCAGUCAUAGACUCGAAUCGCAUUCUAUUUUUAAAUUACCCGCGAAUUUCAAACGAUUUUUUUAAAUUUCAUUUUCUUCUUCGUUGAUUUUUUUCGAAGAAAAGAAAUUCAAGAUGGUGCGCGUAUGCGCUGUAUUGGCGUUAUGCGCGCUAGUCGCGUGCGCCGGCGCAUCCGAGAGCUCCUCUCGUUUCCAACCAAGAAAACGUAAGACUGCGGAGCUGCAGGCUGAUAAGCAGAUGGAAGUGGAUGAUAUGGUGAACAAUCUACUGCAAUGGAUCCAGGGCCUUUACCAACAGAAGAACAGGAAAGCUCGUCAGUACUUCGGAGGGAAACCAGAGAAACCGAGGCCCUUUGAACCGGCAAACAAUUAUCUUCCACCUGCGACUGGUUAUCCAGCUGCUGGAACCCGCCCAUCUCCAAGCUACAAUGAGGGACCUUCACCAAGCCCCACAUACCAGCCGAGCCAGCCGUCAUACCAGCCUAGCGAGACCUACCAACCACCUGAACAGUCUUACCAGUCUAGCUACAAACCUAGUCUUCCUACACAACCAGCUUAUCAACCAUCACAGCCGUCCUACCAACCAUCCCAACCUUCUUAUUCUCCUAGCCCAUCAACUCCUAGCUACCAACCAAGUCCAUCUUCCCCAUCUUAUCAACCAUCUCAACCAGAGCAACCAUCUCCAAGUUACCCAUCUUCUCCUAGUUACCAACCCUCACAACCAUCCCAACCUAACUACGAUUAUUCGAAACCAAGUUACCAACAGAGCCAGUCCGACCAAACCACGCAAUCAAUCUACGUGUCAUCUGAAACUGGUAGCGUCAACACUGGUUCUAGUUCCAUUUCCAGUUCUGGUUCAAGUUCUGAUUCUAGCAGUAUUAGCGGUUCGAUCUCUCAAACAACACAAACUCAAGUGCAGGUUGACGAUGAAGACCGUCAUCCUCCCCACAUCCACGAAAUCUCCGUCGAUUGCGGCAAAGAAAUGAUGACCAUCAACAUCGAAUUCAACAAAGUAUACAACGGUCUCAUCUAUUCCCAAGAUCACUACAACGAACCCGAAUGCGUCUACGUUAGAGAGAACUCCAACCAGGCUAAAUUCUCCUUCACAGUCAGUCUGAACACUUGUGGCACCAGAUUCUACAGUGACUUCGAAAAUGAAGGUCAAGCGUACUUAGAAAAUGUUCUUGUUCUCCAAAACGAAGUCGGCAUUCAAGAGGUGUGGGAUCACAUAAGAAGAGUCAGGUGUCUUUGGGAAGGUAACUUGAAGAAGCAGCUGGUCCACUCCCUCAGUGUCGGUAUGUUGAACCAGAUUACAAGCAACUUCAGUGGAGACACUGCUAUGGCUAGAUUGGACAUCCAAACUGGAAGAGGACCUUUCGCUCCUGAAGCCAAUGGCUUAGUCAAGAUCGGAGAAACCAUGACUUUAGUCGUAUCAGUAACUGGUGACGCUGGAUUCGACAUCCUUGUCAGGGAAUGUAUUGCUAGAGAUUCAGAGAGCCGUAAUGUUGUUCCUUUGACUGAUAGCAACGGUUGUGUUCUGAAGCCCAAGGUCUUCGGAGCCUUCCAGAAGACGAGAGAUACUGGAAACACUGGAGCAUCAAUCAUCGCAUUUGCUUUCUUCAACGCUUUUAAAUUCCCCGAUGAAAUGGACCUGAUCAUUCAGUGUGAAGUAGAACUUUGCAAGACUGACUGUGAUGUGUGCCCUAACCCUGGAAGUAUUGAGCCUAGGAGAAGGCGACGAGACAUUAUCCAUAUUGGAAACAGCACGAAGGAACCUUCCACGAUUAUUGGUAAAGGAUUGAGGGUCGUUUUAGCUGAAGAUCUUCCAGAGGCGACAGGGUUCUGUCUUUCACCCCCUGCUGCCUUAUGGGGUGGGUCUCUAGUACUCAUCUCUUCUUUGAUGAGCAGUAUCCUCGUCUCAUACUGUUGGCAGAAGUCCCGAGGAUCAGCUAAGUUUUCGUAAAGUAUUAUAACGUAUGUUUUAUUUAUAGACAUACUCGAAUAAAUCGGGUGCUGAAAACUCCAUUAUACCAUUGUUAAUAUUCCAUAGUGUAAGUAUUUAAAAAGAACAGUUUUUUGAAGAAAAUAUUCUUAGGAAGGACUUUCAAGCUUGUUUUCUUAUUUACAUCACAAAAUGAUCCCACAUAUAACCAGUUGUUUCACCUUUUGAAUAUUAUUAAGUUUUUCUACUAAUGUUAUCUUGAAGUUAUGAUGUUUGUAGAGGCAGAAAAUCUUAAAACAUAAUUAUUUAAGCUAUCCAAUUUUCAUUCUUGCUACCCAUUAUUGCAACAUGGAGCGUUGAAGCACCAAAAGUUUUAUCAAAUUAUAAUGACGUUAGGCCUAAGAAUGGAUUGCCUACAUGUGAGUCUGCUAUGGGAAAAUCUGCAGUAUUCCAUACAUUUGAUUGGUGCGUGAGAUAGCGUCUUGCGCUAUUCAGUUUUUUGUAUCCAUUCUUUUUGUCGUCAUUGUCUUCCGUCAAUAAAAUUGCGAGGCUUAUUCCAUUUUGUGGAGACGUCUAUAUGUUUUGAUGUAUCUAUGAGUUGCUUUGCCGUUGCCAGUUCUAUCGAUAUGAGUUUUGCUUUAAAAUAUUUUGGCAAUAUAUGUCUGUUAAGUUCGAUUUUGUUCGGAAAAGCUCUAAAAUUUGAAAUAGGUUAAAGAUGGUCACCUUUUUAUCAUCGAAAUGUAUAUUGCAGAUAUCUAUUUAUGUAAUCAAAUGCGUUAAAUAUUCAAGUACUAAAACCAACACUGCCAAUUAUCGCUAUAUACAUAAGUUAUUCGUUCACCUAAGAGGUGCAUCUGUAAGCGACAAAAACCUCCUCUUUCUUUCUUUAUGAACAAAGAAAACUACGAAAAAGUAUUUUUAGAUUAUCAACUUUAUCUUAUCUAAGUGUAG